CUACAUAUUUCAGUUGGGUUAGUUAUUGAUUAUUUUUGUUUGAUGGUUAAUUUGUUAUAUUGUAACUGACUCACAGGAAGACUACACUGACAGUAUGUAAUGUACAAUAAAUGAUACGUCACAUUAAUGCGAACCUGAUGAAGGAUUUGAUUUGCAUCGCACUGUAUAAACUAUAUUUAUUCCGUCAGUGGAUAUGAUACACAGACUAGUUAAUUGCCGAUUAACAUCAUCCUAUAAAUAAAUGACGAAAUGAUGACACAACAUGUAAAAGUUGGACUAUAUACUCUGGCUAUCAGAGGAAAUCGCUACAAUCUCGACAUUACAACGAGUGGGAGGAAAUCUUAGUAAAACAGGACAUGUUGGAUUACCGUUCUAAGUAGUGUUUCGACUCUGGAUAUGGAUAAUUUACGAAUAUGGUUCCUUGUGUGGCUGUGUCUGUGUAGAUUUGUCACGGCGGUUGUGUAUGUACGAGGAAAAGGUGCUAGCUUUCCUCACGAAGUUUACAAAGAAUGGCGGUCCGCGUAUCGACUACACAGGAGCUCGCAUGUCGAAUUGGAUAUGCCCUAUGAAGCUGUAGGCAGUGGGAAUGGAAAGAAAGCCAUCAUGGAAAAUGUGGACAUUGAGUACGCGGGAUCAGACUCGGUAUUGUCAGAAUCCACUAUCGCCAGUCAUACCGACCUUGUGCUGUUCCCAAUCAUGGCAGGGGCAGUGAUGCUAGGCUACAAUAUUCCCGAACUCGGUGGGCGUCUCGUGCUCACGAGAUCGACGAUUGUUGGCAUAUUCAAUGGCACUUACACCUGGUGGAAUGACACAGUGUUCACCUCGAAUAACCCUUAUCUUAACAUGCCUAACAAAAGGAUCAUCGUUAUAGCAAGGGCAGACAAAUCUGGUACAACUUCCACAUUCACCGAAGCCCUAACUGCUUUCAGUCCAGAAUGGAAACAGCAAUAUGGAGUAUUUUCUAAAGGCUAUGAUUCAGCGAAUGGAGUUCCGUAUAGCUGGGGCUCAAAUGUCAUCACUUAUUACGGCCAACAGAAUCGGGGUGUGUCAGGAUUAAUUUUGUCCUUUCGAAACUCUAUCGGUUAUCUAUCUGUCGCUGAUGCGUAUGAGGCAAACAUUGAGUCGGCAGCGAUAAUAAACAAAGCGGGUCGAGCAAUCAACGCUAACGCUUCUACCGUACAGAGCGCCAUGGAUUACCUCUCGGAAAGAAAUACUGAACUAACGUUUAGUUUAGCAGAUGCUGGAUCUGAGAGUGCAUAUCCAAUAGCUGGAUUCACACACAUCAUCAUGUACAAGACACAAAUGGAAGACUGUGCAUCUUCUAAAGAGUUGAUACGAUAUAUAUUCUGGGCUAUGACCGAAGAGGAUCAGAGAGCAGCGUGUGAUAGUAAAGGAAUGGCGCCACUCAGCAAAGCCUUGGUUCAGCAAAUUCUAACCGUAGUUUUGAAAAAUGUUCUAUGCCACGGCGCAAACGUGUGGGAUAUGGUGCAGAGCGAUAUUGCAUCGGAAAAUAAAGUAGAACAACACUGGAUUAUCCCUGUGGCAAUUACUAUACCUAUAGUGGUGCUGUGUAUUUUUGUUCUCUCCUCUUAUAUUAUCAAACAGCGCAUGCGCAUCCAGAAAAUGAUUGAUAAUGACGAAUGGCUGAUUCCAUUAGAGGACAUCCUUUUCUACUUUGACGGAAGAGACAGAUCCUCGAUGGCUUCCCGUAUCGCUGACUUACCUUCUUUAAUCUCAAAUGCGUCAGUCAGAGAUAUCCAGGAUGAUGAUAUUCUGAUCAAACAAAUUAUACAGUGGCCAGGGAAGUACAAGGGAAGUAAAAUAGGCAUCCGUUUGAUUGAGGUUGAGGAGCUUAACCAGCUGACACGUCAGACCAAACAUCAACUGCUACUACUGAAAAACAAAAUCACACAUGGUAACGUCGUAAGGAUAUUUGGUUUGACGGAGGUUGACGAAAACAGAUAUGUUAUUGGAGACUACUGCGGCAAAGGUAGGAUGACAAACCUCCUUCGUGAUGACAAGUUUAACUUGUCCAUUGAUUUCAAAUGUACUCUGGCAGGUGACGUGGCAAAUGGUAUGCACUACCUUCACUCUAACGAUAUCAUACACGGUUUACUGCGAUCUGAUGUGUGUCUCAUUGACGAUCGAUGGCAGGUGAAAAUUUGUGACUGGGAGUAUGGGACGCUUCUCUCUUCUCAACAAGUAAAUACAUCGCCAAUACUAGCCAUUCGUAAAAAGUCAGAAAACGAUCUAACGACUAAUGAUAUCUCUUUCAAAAACUUUUGGGUCAGUCCUGAUAUAUUGCGUUCAGAUUUUAAACUCUUUCCAACGAAGGACUCCGAUAUAUACAGCUUUGCUAUAAUUUUACAAGAAAUAUUCACAAGAGAAGAUCCAUAUGCUGAACAUGCAGGCAUCUUGACACCGACGGAGGUCAUACAUGCAGUGACUCUAAACAAUCUUCGACCAGAACAUCAUGAGGACACACCUGUUCACAUUAGACAGCUGAUGGAGAUAUGUUGGAACGACAACGCUAUUUCACGCCCUUCCUUCGAACAGGUCCUUAAAUUGCUCAAACGUGCUAAUCCUCUUAAAAAGACAGUUGUAGACAGCAUGAUAUCUUCAAUGGAGGAAUACAUUGCUCAUUUGGAAGAGAGGGUAGAAGAGAAAAAUGCCGAGUUGAAAAUAUCAAAUAACAAAUUAGAAACGACACUCUCUAGUUUGAUGCCUGUCUGUAUUGCGAAAACAAUAUCGAAAGGAAAAUCUGUUAAACCAAUGUUCUUCCCAGCCAUUGCUGUGGCUGUCCUGGAUAUUUCUCAUUCUGUAAACAUUGUUACCGUAAACCCUCACGAUUUGAUCGCCUUCAUUAACGACCUUUGUUUUGAAAUUGACAUGAUUGCUCGAAAAUAUUCCGCCUAUACGGCUCCAUUGAGUGGAUGUUCACUCGCUCUUGUAGACGGUCUGGAGUCAUCCUGUACACAAAUGGAAGAAAUGUGCCUUUCGAUGGUAAAUCUUUGCGCUGACAUCCUCGUACAUGAAGAAAUUGACAAAUUAACAGAAUCAACAGAACAUCAGUUCGAUUUGCGCCUUGGUAUCCACGUGGGACCUGCCAUCACUGGUCUUUCGGGCAUAACUUCACCAACUUUCGUGGUGUUUGGAGAUUGCACUGAUGUGGCACAAGCUUUAGCACGAACAGCGCCCAUUAGAUCUUUGCACGUCUCCGAAAACAUGUGGCGAGCUGUCAAGCGAAGUAAGCAAUUGGAGACCAGCACUGCAGGGGAACUUAACGUUAAGGGGAAGACAUUUGUUACCUAUACAGUUAAACGUCUUCAGGAAAAAGUGAAAUAUGCUACUUCUGAGGAUUCUGGCGUCGGAGGGGAGCAGCAAGGCCAGACAGAUUGCUCUGAUCUACGUAAGCCAAACAAUACAAACGAGCAUAUGUAUAAGACGAGCGGCAUGUCGGUUCCGGUGAUGAACGAGGAAACAAGAUCAAACAUGGUUGUACAGAAUCCAGUAUCAAACAAAACGAACCACAAACACGAAGAUGGUGAUAAUCAACAUAAUGAUGACACAGUUUUCAGCCAUAUCACUGCUAGCUCAAACCAUCCGGACGUGUUUAAUGAUAAAUUACGGACACGAGCAAACUACCACCACCACAAAAGACAUUCAAGUUUCAGGAAACAUCGGUCACGUCAGUUCAGCAAUGGCUCGGAUACACAAGACAGUAUAGCUCCCCUUCCAUCGGAUGUUAUCUCCGUGAACACGACGUACGUGGGUUUACCGGUGUCUAAAGAAUACGUCCCUGUUAAAAGUAAAUGGAAACGCAUAUUCACCUUAAACAAUAUUUACCCUGAGAAUUCCUAACUCCAAAACACUUUUGUAACAAGAAAGACCCUUCAAGUGUUUUGCGUAUGUAAACAUUAAAUACUAAUUGGAUACGCAGAAUGGCGCAUCGGUUAAACUCUCGCCUUAUGCCUAAGAUACCUGUACACGAUUCCUCAUUUGGACGGUUUUUUUUUGUUGUUGUCUUUUUUGUUUUUGUUUUUGUUUUUUAUUUAUUAUCGGGUGGUAUAGAUUCAUUCUACAUAAGAACCCCCGCGCGCUUCCACCCGGGCCAACAACAGUGACCAGUAUGAGUCUACAGAUAUCGUACAACGCUUUAAGUUUUUAUUUUAAGGGUUAUAUAUUGAAUAGGUACUAUUAUCACGGUACUAGGUACAAUAGCACAGUACAAGUACCUGGACGAGAUACUGUUUAUCUUAUCACAACGUAACAUCCCCAUUUAAACAUCUCCAGUUUACAAAACUCGUGUAUACUAAUUUAGUCUCACCUCCUAAAGAAUUCUGAAAAUCUCAUUCAGUCUUCCUCUUCUUCCCUCCUUCCUAGCUUUCACAUGUUGUCGGUUAUAGAUUUAGUAUGUAUAGUUAUAACAUUCCAUCUCUCUGACUCCAUCUUUCUUCUCUCCCCUCCCUAAUUUUCACAUGAUAUUUGUCACUUAUUUGUUAUACCUAGUUUAUAAUAUGUUCUUAAGUGUUUGUCACCAGCCUGUCUGUAUUAUGAAGACAGAUUUAUCUAAGUAUUCUAAUACAUUUUUGAUAUGUUGAAAUGUAUGACUUUGAAUUUGAAAUAAAAUAUUGUUUCAACUUAUAUCACAGAAGUAGGUACAUAUGUACUAUAUCAUGGUACUAUUAUCACGGUAUUCGGUACUAUAUCACGGUACUUGGUACUAUAUCACGGAACUAGGUACUAUAUCACGGAACUAGGUACUAUAUCACGGAACUAGGUACUAUACCACGGUACUAGGUACUAUAUCACGGAACUAAGUACUAUAUCACGGAACUAGGUACUAUAUCACGGAACUAGGUACUAUAUCACGGUACUAGGUACUAUAUCCCGGUACUAGGUACUAUAUCACGGUACUAGGUACUAUAUCACGGAACUAGGUACUAUAUCACGGAACUAGGUACUAUACCACGGUACUAGGUACUAUAUCACGGAACUAGGUACUAUAUCACGGAACUAGGUACUAUAUCACGGAACUAGGUACUAUACCACGGUACUAGGUACUAUAUCACGGAACUAGGUACUAUAUCACGGAACUAGGUACUAUAUCACGGAACUAGGUACUAUACCACGGUACUAGGUACUAUAUCACGGAACUAGGUACUAUAUCACGGAACUAGGUACUAUAUCACGGUACUCGGUACUAUAUCACGGAACUAGGUACUAUAUCACGGUACUAGGUACUAUAUCACGGCACUAGGUACUAUAUCACGGAACUAGGUACUAUAUCACGGAACUAGGUACUAUAUCCCGGUACUAGGUACUAUAUCACGGUACUAGGUACUAUAUCACGGAACUAGGUACUAUAUCACGGAACUAGGUACUAUACCACGGUACUAGGUACUAUAUCACGGAACUAGGUACUAUAUCACGGAACUAGGUACUAUAUCACGGAACUAGGUACUAUACCACGGUACUAGGUACUAUAUCACGGAACUAGGUACUAUAUCACGGAACUAGGUACUAUAUCACGGAACUAGGUACUAUACCACGGUACUAGGUACUAUAUCACGGAACUAGGUACUAUAUCACGGAACUAGGUACUAUAUCACGGUACUCGGUACUAUAUCACGGAACUAGGUACUAUAUCACGGUACUAGGUACUAUAUCACGGCACUAGGUACUAUAUCACGGUACUAGGUACUAUAUCACGGUACUAGGUACCAUAUCACGGUACUAGGUACUAUAUCACGGCACUAGGUACUAUAUCACGGAACUAGGUACUAUAUCACGGAACUAGGUACUAUAUCACGGAACUAGGUACUAUAUCACGGUACUAGGUACUAUAUCACGGUACUUGGUACUAUAUCACGGUACUUGGUACUAUAUCACGGAACUAGGUACUAUAUCACGGUACUAGGUAAUUUAUCACGGUACUAGGUACUAUAUCACGGAACUAUAGGUACUAUAUCACGGUACUAGGUACUAUAUCACGGUACUAGAUACUAUAUCACGGAACUAGGUACUAAAUCAUGGAACUAGGUACUAUAUCACGGUACUAGGUACUAUAUCACGGUACUAGGUACUAUAUCACGGAACUAGGUACUAUAUCACGGAACUAGGUACUAUAUCACGGUACUAGGUACUAUAUCACGGUACUAGGUACUAUAUCACGGUACUUGGUACUAUAUCACGGUACAUGCUACUAUAUCACGGAACUAGGUACUAUAUCACGGAACUAGGUACUAUAUCACGGUACUAGGUAAUUUAUCACGGUACUAGGUACUAUAUCACGGUACUAGGUACUAUAUCACGAAACUAGGUAUUAUAUCACGGAACUAGGUACUAUAUCACGGAACUAGGUACUAUAUUACGGUACUAGGUACUAUAUCACGGCACUAGGUACUAUAUCACGGUACUAGGUACUAUAUCACGGUACUAGGUACCAUAUCACGGUACUAGGUACUAUAUCACGGCACUAGGUACUAUAUCACGGUACCAGGUACUAUAUCACGGUACUAGGUACUAUAUCACGGUACUAGGUACUGACCUUUGUAUAGAUGGCGUUUUGUGCAUGACCUCGGAGAGGCCACAUAAGGGUCUCGUUAUUUUGAUCUCGACUUAUUUUUACGUAGGCAUUUGAAGUAUUUAGCUAGCAACAUAUCUGUUUGAGAAAAUUAUCUUUGAAUUUCUGUAGUAAGUUUCAUAAACUUUACAAUUAUUUGAACAUUUCGUAGUUUUAAAUCCACGGCCUAAAGUUAUUGUGUUUGUAUUACUAUCAUUAUUUAGGUGUCCAUCGGGAACAUCUCUUGCAUGGCUAAUAUCACGGACAUACACUUACAUGUAUAUUACCGGUAGAUAUCGAAAUCAGUGUUAAUAGUUUCCCAACUAUAGUAGCUAAUCAUUUAAUUACUUUAUUAUCAGAAAAAAA
Messenger RNA from Pecten maximus, 6931 nucleotides. RefSeq names its product retinal guanylyl cyclase 1-like. NCBI's taxonomy places the organism in Eukaryota, Metazoa, Mollusca, Bivalvia, Pectinida, Pectinidae. The record is from RefSeq and is a predicted model, not a curated record. The coding region runs from base 397 to 3861 and encodes 1154 amino acids. The transcript is spliced from 3 exons. Gene Ontology annotation, molecular function: ATP binding; protein kinase activity. Gene Ontology annotation, biological process: protein phosphorylation; intracellular signal transduction; cyclic nucleotide biosynthetic process.